AUGGGGUGCGUUUCUUCAAAUCUCUUGAACCAAGACGAAGACUUUACCCAACUGGGUUCCUCCGCCUUGGGCCACCACAUCGUCUCCCUUACCUCCACCACCUACGGCCUUCUCACCCUCGACCCACCUCACACCACCACCACCACCACCCCUUCUACACCUCCUUCACGUUUCACCCUAGCCUCUCUUUUCCCCUCCGAACCUAACUCCGAACCUAAGUCCCUCUGGUCCGAACCAAGACCCUUCCGCUCCGAACCCGAGAUCAUUAACUCAUGGGAACUCAUGUCCGGUCUCGACGCCGACAGCUUCCGCUUCUCCAAAGAAAACUCCAACCCUAACCGCCUCACUCCCCCGACCGGCUCCAGACUCCUUACACCCACAAAACCCGGUUCAACGCCGCCCAACCGGUUCGACCAAAUAUGUCCCCCGAACGGGGAGAACCGCGUGGUGAUCUACACGACGACGUUGCGCGGUGUGCGGAAAACGUUCGAGGCGUGCAAUGCGGUGCGCGCGGCGUUCGAGGCCUUCGGCGUGGCUAUCUGCGAGCGUGACGUUUCCAUGGACAGCGGGUUCCGGGAGGAGCUCAGAGGCUUGCUGAAGGGGAAGCCGAGAGAAGCGAUGGUGCCUCCGAGAGUGUUCGUGAAGGGCCUCUACAUCGGUGGCGCAGAGGAAAUGCUUAGGGUUGCCGAAGAGGGUCUUCUUGGAGACCUGCUUAAGGGGUUGCCGAAGAAGAAGGUUGGAGCGGUUUGUGAGGGUUGCGGGGACAUGAGGUUCUUGCCUUGCUUCAACUGUAAUGGGAGUUGUAAGAGUGUUGUUAAGGAAGGGGGGAGAGUGACUGUGGUUAAGUGUGUGCAUUGUAAUGAGAAUGGGUUGGUGUUGUGCCCUGUUUGUAGUUGA
Messenger RNA from Sphenostylis stenocarpa, 897 nucleotides. Lineage: Eukaryota; Viridiplantae; Streptophyta; Magnoliopsida; Fabales; Fabaceae. The record is from the annotation of a GenBank genome assembly.